Penicillium expansum is the source of this 969-nucleotide messenger RNA. Its product is annotated as heme-dependent oxidative N-demethylase family protein. NCBI's taxonomy places the organism in Eukaryota, Fungi, Ascomycota, Eurotiomycetes, Eurotiales, Aspergillaceae. The record is from RefSeq and is a predicted model, not a curated record. The transcript has 3 exons. The coding region runs from base 1 to 969 and encodes 322 amino acids.
AUGGCACCAUACCCAGCGCAGCCCAUCAGAGGCAGAGAGCGGUACCGCGUCAUGAUGGACGUUCGCAAACUCGACGCCCAGAAUUGGCUCACCCUCGACAAGAACUAUAUGGACGAACACCAGGUCCGGUCCCAAUUGCUUCACGAAAAAAGAGAGGAGGUCCUGCGCUGUUUGCCGGAGUCAAUUGAUCCGUGUCAGGAGGCAUUGGAAGAAGUUUCAGACUUCCUCUGUGAAAGAUUCCCCAAUAUGUUUGAAAUGUCAAUCGAAGACGGCCGAAAGAUCGUCGACAAUCGCAUGACUGGUGACAAAUUCACUGUCAGCGGGCGCGACCCCAAUGAGGGAUCAACUGAGGCACUUGAAGCCGCUGUCCGUCUCACGAUGGAGGACCUCAGUAUUUUGAUGAUGAAUGAGGAAGGGGAAUUCUACCUGGCAGCUAGCGCCAGUCUCUUCCCGACGGGGUGGACAGUGAACCAGAGAAUUGGCUGGACCAUCUCUCAACUGCAUGGCCCUGUGCCAUUAUGGCACCAACAAGUCGCCAACUCUGUUAGCAAAUUCCUCGCCCGCUUAACCCCAAGAUCUCCAAUGGAACGGUCAAACUUCUUUGUAGAAGUCAAGGGACCAAAUGAGAACCUAACCGAGAUCCUCUACCGUCCUGGCUCCCUCUGCGAGAAAGAGCUGAGCAGCCCAUUGCCAUCAGAUAUCCUGAUCCGCCGCGAAAGGCAGACUUUCCGUCGUCUCCCGCGCACAGGGGCGAUCGUCUUCGGUGUCAAGACUUAUCUCACCCCGCUGGAUGAGCUUCCAAUGGCUGAGCUGGAUAAUCUUGCCAAGGAGAUGAAGAGUUGGCCUGAUCAUGUGGGUGAGUAUAAGGGGAGGAAUGUUUGGGGGGCUAAGGUUUUGGAAUACUACCGGAAACGGGUUGGUGAGAAAAAGACAUCGAACGAGGAGAAAGAUGAGAAAAUUGAGGUUUGA